UCUUCUCCGAGCGCUCCAUCCUUGAAACUGUGAGGCAAAAGCUCGAGAGUCAUGGCAGCAAACAAGCCAUAUGUUGCCGCAGUUCUCAUACAAAUUGCGUAUGCUGGGUUCUAUGUGAUAUCAAAGGCUGCUUUCGACAAGGGUAUGAGCACAUAUGUGUUCAUCUUUUAUCGGCAAGCUGCUGCUUCUGUACUACUCGCGCCGAUUGCAGUCAUCUUUGAAAGGAAAAGCUCUCAUCCGCUGACCUUUAAGAUAUCAUUGAAGCUGUUCUUGCUUGCAUUACUUGGGAUUACUUGGAGCCUUAACGUGUAUAACAUCGGUCUGAAAUAUACUUCAGCAUCAGUGGCUUCGGCGGCUACAAACUCCAUCCCAGUGUUCACCUUCUUCUUGGCUGUGCUCCUCAGAAUGGAGAGCAUCAAAAUGAGGAGCCUCUCAGGAAUAUGCAAGGCAGUGGGGGUAACAGUAUGCUUGGCUGGUGUGGUCACCAUUGCCUUGUACAGAGGCCCUUAUAUCCAUCCCUUCAAUCUCCUCCCCCACCAUGGCCACAGUACAAGCAACCAAGAUCAUGCCCUGGCUCAUUCCAAGGCCACCUGGAUCAAAGGAUCCUUCUUCAUGAUCAUCGCCAACUUAACCUGGUCCCUGUGGUUAGUCUUACAGGGGAUUGUGUUGAAGGAGUACCCCUCCAAGCUACUUUUCACCACUCUCCAGAGUCUCUUCAGCACCUUUCAGUCUCUCUUUGUUGCAAUGGCAUUUGAGAGGGAUAGCACAAAGUGGAAGUUGCAUUUGGACAUGGGCCUACUUGCUAUUCUCUAUUGUGGGCUUGUCAUAACAGGAGUUUCUUUCUACUUACAGAGCUGGUGUAUUGAGAAGAAAGGCCCUGUUUUUGCUGCAAUCUUCACACCAUUAGCUCUUGUUUUCACCAUGUUAUGUUCAACUAUUUUCUUAGGGGAGAUGAUUUAUCUUGGAAGUAUCAUAGGUGGAAUCCUAAUGGUUGGAGGCCUUUACUGUGUUCUAUGGGGCAAGAGUAAGGAAAGCAUGACUUGUGAGGUCUCAAUUGAAGAUGGAAAACCACCUGUGCAGGAGAAGGAAUCAACAUGAACUAAACCACUUUGAUGUUGUGUUAGCAACAAGUGAUGCAAGCCUUUAUCAUAGUAUUUGUAGUUUUAUAUAUAUAUAUA
This is a messenger RNA of Musa acuminata subsp. malaccensis (wild Malaysian banana), 1178 nucleotides long. RefSeq names its product WAT1-related protein At5g64700. Gene Ontology annotation, molecular function: transmembrane transporter activity. NCBI's taxonomy places the organism in Eukaryota, Viridiplantae, Streptophyta, Magnoliopsida, Zingiberales, Musaceae. Gene Ontology annotation, cellular component: plasma membrane. The record is from RefSeq and is a predicted model, not a curated record.